ACUUAUAAGCAUUUGUAAAACAUGAUCGAAAGUGAAGCGAAGUGAACGUAGCUAUAACGUACGUUCAUAAUUAUUUAAAUAGUAAUGAUUUGUAUCUAUUGAAGUGAAGUGCGUGUUUUUCCAUUCCUUAUAUUUAAUACAUAUUGUUAUAAGUACCAGUACAGCAUGAUUGUUAGACUGGAGCUGGCUGUACCAAUCUGUUUCCUUGCUGCUGUUCUAUUAUGGACAAAUUCCGCAGGUGUUUUUAUACCGAAUCUAACAGAAGCCUGCUAUCGUUGUCUCUGUCAUGUAUCAACACGCUGCCAGACGUCUCACGAGUGCACCGCGGGGUAUUGUGGCCCUUUCAACAUUUCCAGGGUGUACUGGAUAGACGCUGGCAAAGUUACACUACCUGAAGAUGAUCCGGAUAGGAACCAUGCGUGGGAAGAUUGCGCGCGUAACUAUUAUUGCUCGAAGCGAAUCAUAGAAGGUUACUUAGAAAAAUUCGGAAAAGACUGUAAUGGUGAUGGCGUAACCGAUUGUUUUGACUACAUGAUGAUAAAUGGUAAUGGGGGCUACGGGUGCACUGCGCCGCUCAACCGCUCUGAGAACGGUCGACGGUGGCUGAAACGUUACGAAGAAUGCAAAAAUUCACUUGGAUACCCUUAAACAUUACUUAGCUGUGGUUUGCCAGUUAUAUAAAAUAAAUAUAUCGAAGGCUGUAUUUUUA
Molecule: messenger RNA, 709 nt
Organism: Nymphalis io (European peacock)
Lineage: Eukaryota; Metazoa; Arthropoda; Insecta; Lepidoptera; Nymphalidae
Product: lysozyme-like
Exons: 5
Coding region: 166-648 (160 amino acids)
Molecular function (GO): lysozyme activity
Source: RefSeq, a predicted model, not a curated record